This is a messenger RNA of Aspergillus nomiae NRRL 13137, 1083 nucleotides long. Its product is annotated as zinc-dependent alcohol dehydrogenase. Gene Ontology annotation, molecular function: oxidoreductase activity; zinc ion binding. Bases 1 to 1083 code for a protein of 360 amino acids. NCBI's taxonomy places the organism in Eukaryota, Fungi, Ascomycota, Eurotiomycetes, Eurotiales, Aspergillaceae. The transcript is spliced from 4 exons. The record is from RefSeq and is a predicted model, not a curated record.
AUGGACCCUCAAUCGCCAAUACCUGAACAGUGCAAAGCCGGAGUCGUUUCCAACAAUGGCCCUGACUACCAGCUGACGGUUGAAGAUGUCCCUGUGCCAACGCCAGGCCCUGACCAACUACUGAUUAAACUUAAUGUGACCGGGCUAUGCUACAGUGACAUUCAUUAUAUGUUGGAAGAUCUGCCCCUUCCGCGAAUGCGCGAUUACGGCGUUCGAUCUCCAGGCCAUGAGGGUGCAGGCAUCGUAGUCGCUCUUGGUUGUGAUGUGAAUGGGUGGAAGCUAGGGGAUCGAGCUGGAAUUGCGCCCACUUGGGAUACUUGUAUGAGCUGCGAUUUGUGCUCUUCUGAGCUGGAAUGUCAUUGCUCGCAUGCUGUGCCGACUGGAUUGAAGGUUUCUGGCACAUAUCAACAAUAUAUCGUCAGCCCAGCACGAUACACAACCCCCAUUCCGAACGGCGUUGACGAUUUCUCCGCCGGCCCCAUCAUGUGCAGUGGAUCAACCAUGUUCAGAGCACUCCGAGAGUCAAACCUACGUGCAGGCCAAUGGGCAGUGAUAGUGGGAGCCGGCGGCGGAGUAGGACAUAUGGGGGUGCAAAUAGCGAAAGCAAUGGGUCUGCGGGUCAUUGGCAUCGACGCAGGUGAAGACAAAGAAACUCUUUGUGUCAAACUCGGCUGCGAAGCCUUCAUAGACCAUCAAAGGUCUACCAAUCUGAGCCAGGAUGUACGCAAUAUAGCCGAUGGGAAAGGUGCACACGGUGUACUUGUGACCGCAUCAUCUGCUGCUGCAUACCGUGUAGCGCCUCAUAUGCUUCGUGUGGGAGGUGUAGUUGUUUGUGUUGGUAUGCCUGCGUCUGGCACAGCAUUUGCAGGGGAUGAUCCCAUGUAUCUGAUCCUGAAUAACUUGAAGGUCGUGGGCUCUCUCACGGGGUCACGUCAGGAUACGGCUGGAGCUUUGUCGCUGGCUGCGCGGGGGUUGCUUAAGCCGAUGUAUGAGUCGUUCAGUUUACAGGAAUUACCAAAUGCAGUGAGCCAACUAAGGCAGGGGAAGGUUAGAGGGCGCUGUGUUGUGGAUUUUAAUGUCUGA